This is a messenger RNA of Dioscorea cayenensis subsp. rotundata (Guinea yam), 1936 nucleotides long. Its product is annotated as DNA repair protein recA homolog 3, mitochondrial. NCBI's taxonomy places the organism in Eukaryota, Viridiplantae, Streptophyta, Magnoliopsida, Dioscoreales, Dioscoreaceae. Gene Ontology annotation, biological process: DNA repair. The transcript has 8 exons. The coding region runs from base 195 to 1472 and encodes 425 amino acids. The record is from RefSeq and is a predicted model, not a curated record. Gene Ontology annotation, molecular function: ATP-dependent DNA damage sensor activity; single-stranded DNA binding; ATP hydrolysis activity.
CGCCUCAUUUUGAGACUAUGACUACCACCACAUCGGGAAUUCCCCCCAAAACCCUAAAACGCUCUAAAACCCUACUGAAAGUGAAACCCUUGCCACCAUGAUCUGAGCUUCCAUCCUUCUCUCCUUCUUCUUCAAUUCUCCUCUCUAUCUUUCCCUUCUAGGCUUCAGAAAGCAGCGCCUUUUGCCGGGGAGCUAUGAAUAGGCUUCUCGGAAGCUCAUGUCUGAAGCGCGCUCUUUUUUCCUCACCAGAGAGUAGCACUUGGCAGCUUUAUAGGCAAGGGACUAUUUUGCCUGUCUUCCAACUCCGCAGUUUCUCUGCUAAAGGGAGAAGGAAAUCAAAAUCUGAUGGAAGUGACUCUGGAGAGGAGAAUCUUUCAAAGAAAGACCUUGCUUUACAACAAGCUUUGGAUCAAAUUACAACUUCAUUUGGAAAAGGUGCUAUCAUGUGGCUUGGUCGCAGUAACACCCCUCGAGAAGUGCCAGUUGUUUCUACAGGAUCCUUCUCAUUGGAUAUGGCACUCGGAAUUGGUGGGCUUCCUAAGGGGCGGGUAGUUGAGAUAUAUGGUCCAGAAGCUUCAGGGAAAACAACUCUCGCCCUCCAUGUAAUUGCUGAAGCACAGAAAAGCGGAGGUUAUUGUGCUUUUGUUGAUGCUGAGCAUGCUCUUGAUCCAGCAUUAGCAGAGGCUAUUGGUGUAAAGACUGAUAAUUUACUCCUUUCACAGCCUGACUGUGGUGAGCAGGCUCUUGGUUUGGUGGAUACCUUGAUUCGAAGUGGCUCUGUUGAUGUUGUUGUUGUUGACAGUGUUGCCGCUCUUGUGCCAAAGAGUGAACUCGAUGGCGAAAUGGGAGAUGCACACAUGGCUCUUCAAGCGAGGUUGAUGAGCCAAGCUCUUCGCAAGUUGAGUCAUUCACUAUCUCUCUCUCAGACGAUCUUGCUAUUUAUUAAUCAGGUGAGGUCAAAACUGAGUACAUUUGGAGGAUUUGGAGGACCGACUGAAGUUACUUCUGGUGGAAAUGCAUUGAAAUUUUAUGCAUCAGUCCGUUUGAACAUCAAACGAAUUGGCUUGGUCAAGAAAGGAGAAGAGCAGACUGUAGGAAGCCAAGUCCUGGUGAAGAUAGUGAAAAAUAAGCACGCGCCACCUUUCAAGACUGCCCAGUUUGAGCUUGAAUUUGGCAAAGGCAUUUGCCGUGAUUCUGAGAUCAUAGAACUGGGCUGCAAGCACAAGUUGAUCACAAAAGGAGGGGGUGGUUAUUACAACCUGAAUGGCCAGAAUCUCCGUGGUAAAGACGCAGUUAAACGAUAUUUCACAGAGAACGAGGAUGCUCGAGAAGAACUUAUAAUGAAACUCAGGGAGAAAUUGAUGCACCCCGAAAAGGAGAACAAAGCUGAACGAGACAGUUUGACUCCCGAUGCGAUCACGUCUGACACUACCACCACUGACGAGGAAGUAGUCACUGCUGUUGAGGCAUAAUAGCAUCGUAAACUUUUUCAACGGAGCAUGUGCUUCUACUGCCAAAGCCGUAGCAUGAAUUCUCCCAACUGGAAAGCCGAAAUCUUCGGUUGGCAGGGAUAUAUGCGUCCAAAAAUCUCGACGCAGCUUAUUUUGGAUCACCGGGCCCUUCAUUUUGUAGACGUCCUGGGUGAUUGUAUGUUUGUGAUCUAUAUGUUACCUGGUUAUUGAGCUUUGAUUCUAGCAUUUGAAAGAAGAUGAGAGGCUCUGGCAAAUGGUUAUGUCAAUCAUUUACAGGGGAUUUAUUAGAUGGAAUUGGUGUUAAUGAUGCCAUUCAAGUGACACACUGACCUCUGGACUAUUAGAAAUUUCAAAAAAUUAAAAGGUCUUGUGGGUAUCAUUUCAGCUCUUGUUACUAUUUUACUUAUGUACCAUUUUAAUUUUAGGGAUGAAUCUGAAUUGCAGAAUGUGACUUUGUGAUGCAA